Impatiens glandulifera is the source of this 504-nucleotide messenger RNA. RefSeq lists its product as uncharacterized. Lineage: Eukaryota; Viridiplantae; Streptophyta; Magnoliopsida; Ericales; Balsaminaceae. The transcript is spliced from 2 exons. The coding region runs from base 1 to 504 and encodes 167 amino acids. The record is from RefSeq and is a predicted model, not a curated record.
AUGGUAGUGGUGCUUCUAUAUGUAGAUGACAUAAUCUUGAUGGGCAGUAACUAUGAUGAGGUUAAUCGGAUCAACUACGCAAAGAAGUUGGUAGAUAAAUUUGGUAUGAUAAAUAGAAAAAAGAGUUAUACUCCUCUUAACGUAAAUCCCAAACUCAAUCGAGACGAAGGAACAUGUCUACCAUUUCCUCGUCCGUAUCAUGCUCUUGUGGGAAGUCUCGUUUAUUUGACUUUAACAAGGUCUGACAUUACUUAUGUAGUUGGAGUGGUGAGUCGAUACAUACAGGAGCCAAGUAAACCACACAUCGAGGAAGCAAAUAAAAUUCUAAGGUAUAUUAAUACCUCACCAGAUAAUGGUCUACUCUACGAAAAAGAUGCAAAAUUUGUGUUGCAAGGAUUUGCGGAUGUUGACUUUGCUGAAGAUCGAGACGAUCGAAGUUCCACAUCUGGGUUUGUUUUUCUUUGUGGAAACACUAGCAUAUCUUGGGGUAGCAAGAAACAAUGA